Molecule: messenger RNA, 1425 nt
Organism: Odobenus rosmarus divergens (Pacific walrus)
Lineage: Eukaryota; Metazoa; Chordata; Mammalia; Carnivora; Odobenidae
Gene: DPEP3
Product: dipeptidase 3
Exons: 10
Coding region: 1-1425 (474 amino acids)
Biological process (GO): proteolysis
Molecular function (GO): metallodipeptidase activity
Source: RefSeq, a predicted model, not a curated record
AUGCGGCCCCUGGGCCUCGAGGGUACCCCCGCGCUCCGCUGGCGACCUCUGCUGCGUCUCCUGCUCCUGCUAUCUCUGCUGCAGUGGCGGGUACCCCGCGCCCAGACCACGCCCGGAACCCCCAGAGCCCCGACCACACCCGGAGCCCCCAGCUCCCGGACCCAGCCGGCCACCUCCAGCACUCCGAGUCUGCGGGAGCGCGCGCAGGCCCUGAUGCGGGACUUCCCUCUAGUGGACGGCCACAACCAUUUGCCCCAGCUCCUGAGACAGCUUUUCCAGAACAGGCUACAAGAUGUUAACCUGCGACAUUUCAGUCGUGGCCAGACCAGCUUGGACAAGCUUAAGGAUGGCCUCGUGGGUGCCCAGUUCUGGUCAGCCUAUGCCCCCUGCCAGACCCAGGACCAGGAUGCCCUGCGCCUCACCCUGGAGCAGAUUGACCUCAUUCGUCGCAUGUGCACCUCCUACUCUGAACUGGAACUAGUGACCUCAGCCAAAGGUCUGAACAGCACUCAAAAGCUGGCCUGCCUCAUUGGUGUGGAGGGCGGUCACUCACUGGACAGCAGCCUCUCUGUGCUGCGUGGUUUCUACCUGCUGGGAGUGCGCUACCUGACACUCACCUUCACCUGCAACACACCCUGGGCAGAAAGCUCCACCAAGUUUAAACACCACUUCUACACCAACGUCAGUGGGUUGACAAGCUUUGGUGAGAAGGUGGUAGGGGAAAUGAACCGCCUGGGCAUGAUGGUGGACUUGUCCUGUGCAUCAGACACCUUGGUACGACGAGCCCUGAAGGUGUCAAAGGCUCCCGUGAUCUUCUCCCACUCUGCCGCCAGGGCCGUGUGCAACAGUGUGCUGAAUGUUCCCGAUGACAUCCUGCAACUUCUGAAGAAGAAUGGUGGCAUUGUGAUGGUGACGCUGUCCAUGGGGGUGCUUCAGUGUAACCUGUUUGCUAAUGUGUCCACCGUGGCAGAUCACUUUGACCACAUCAGAGCAGUCAUUGGAUCAGAGUUCAUCGGGAUUGGCGGAAAUUAUGAUGGAUCUGGUCGGUUCCCUCAGGGGCUGGAGGACGUGUCCACGUACCCGGUUCUGAUAGAAGAGUUGCUGAGUCGUGGCUGGAGUGAGGACGAGCUCCAGGGUGUCCUUCGUGGAAACCUGCUGCGGGUCUUCAGACAGGUGGAACAGGUAAGAGAGGAGAACAGUGGGCAGAGCCCUGUGGAGGAUGAGUUUCCAGACAGGCAGGUGGUCAGUUCUUGCCACUCCCACCUCCUGUCUCAGCCUCAGAGUAAACACCUGGCCACACACCUGGAGGUGACCAAGUGGCCAACCCAUCAGGUCCUCCAGAGACCCUCGAAAGCCUCCCCAUACUUUGUUCUAGAUCUCGUGGCUGCUGCCACAUUCUCAAUCCUCAGCCUGUGUCUCUGGUGA